Molecule: messenger RNA, 1212 nt
Organism: Closterium sp. Naga37s-1
Lineage: Eukaryota; Viridiplantae; Streptophyta; Zygnematophyceae; Desmidiales; Closteriaceae
Source: the annotation of a GenBank genome assembly
AUGGCGAAUCCGCGCGUGUACUUCGACGUGUCGAUCGCGGGAGAGCCGGAGGGUCGCGUGGUGAUGGAGCUCUUCAAAGACGCCGCGCCCAAGUCGGUGGAGAAUUUCCGCGCGCUUUGCACGGGGGAGAAGGGGAUUGGCGCAAGCACCGGCUUGCCGCUUCAUUUCAAGGGCUGCCCCUUCCAUCGAGUCAUCAAGGGUUUCAUGAUGCAAGGGGGGGACUUUUCCAACAAGAACGGCACAGGAGGCGAAUCAAUUUACGGGGAGAAGUUCGAGGACGAGCCUGGGGGUCUUGCGCUCAAGCAUGAUAAGCGUGGGAUUCUAUCCAUGGCGAACAGCGGGCCUGGCACGAACGGCAGUCAGUUCUUCAUCACAUAUGGGCCCACGCCGCAUCUCGAUGGCAAGCACUGCGUGUUUGGGCGGGUGCUGAGAGGAGGACAGGUGCUUCGAGCGGUGGAGAUCACACCCACGGACGGUUCAGAUCGUCCGUUGAGCGAUGUUGUUAUCGACGACUGCGGCGAGCUGGCAGAGGGGGAGGACGACGGCACCAUGAACCACCCUGAUGGAGACAAAUACCCCGACUGGCCCAGUGACUUGGAUGAGAGGCCUACGGAGUGGCAGUGGUGGGUGGAAGCAGUCAAAUCAAUUAAGGACCUUGGCACCACGCACUUCAAGAAUGGUGACUACCGCAUGGCAUUCCGGCGAUACCGCAAGGCCAUGGUGUAUUUGGACAAGGCAUGGGACAUGAAGGACAUCCCAGGAGAGACCCUAGAGGAGCUCCACACCAUACGAGACGCCCUUCUUAACAACUACGCGGCGUGCAAGCUGAAGCGCGGGGACUUUGACGGUGCGAUCGAGGACAGCAGCUCGGUGCUGUCGAGAAACGAGAACAACGCCAAAGCGCUCUUCAGACGCGCCCAGGCGUAUUUGGGUCGCAAUGAGUUGGAACCAGCAAUUGCUGGCCUGACACAGGCCCUGAAGGUCGAACCGAACGAUGAUUAUAGCAAGGAAGUGCAUCCUCAGAGGCAGUUUGGCGUGUUCCCAUCGCACGAGGAGGUGGCGGGAGGUCACAUGCGGUGGCAUGUGGUGGAGGUGCAGCAGGAGGCUGUGCGUGAGAUAGUGGUGUCGCCGUGGUGCAUCAGUGACCACAUGCCUGCCAGGCACCAUGGGCGAGGGGCUCAAGUGGAUCAUGGCACAUGUGGGGGAGGGUGA